Myotis lucifugus (little brown bat) is the source of this 2468-nucleotide messenger RNA. RefSeq names its product IBA57, iron-sulfur cluster assembly (gene IBA57). The transcript is spliced from 5 exons. Gene Ontology annotation, cellular component: mitochondrial matrix. NCBI's taxonomy places the organism in Eukaryota, Metazoa, Chordata, Mammalia, Chiroptera, Vespertilionidae. The record is from RefSeq and is a predicted model, not a curated record. The coding region runs from base 815 to 1648 and encodes 277 amino acids. Gene Ontology annotation, molecular function: protein binding.
CGAGGGGCGGGCCCGCCCGGCUCCGGUGGUGGUGGUGGUGGUGGUUGCUGGGCGCCCCUGCACCUGCCCUUCGCUCCGCUUCAGUCUUGCCCCUGUCACCCUGUCUUCAUGGCCCGGAAAAGGGAGCCGCGACGGCAGGGAGUUGCUUCUGCGUGAGCGGCUUGUGCCACGACUUUCCGAGUUCUGCGGUGUCCUCCGCAUUUCCCUCCCGAGUCUCCCUGUAUCCAGUGCGAGCUGUGUUUGGUGUUUUACAUCCAUCUGGCGACAUCACCAUGACCUACGUGACGGUCGUGGGGCCGCCCGGCACCAGCGCACUUCCAGUGUGUGGGAGCCCCGCCGGGCCGGGCCGCAGCCUGGGACCCGCAUGCCGCUCGGUGUGUAGGCGGCCGCCUCUUUCUCAUUGGACUCGCAGGAGCUCGUUCUAGAGUAGCUUGUUGAGAGGUGGAUGCUUCGGGUGGACUUGGACUCGUUAUAGCUCUGCAAGUGGUCAUACCUGAUGGUUUGCCUGGAAUGAAACUCCAGGAGCAAAAUUGUCACUGAGAAUUGUGAAACCAUGGCCCGUCUUCCUGAGCUGGUAUUUCUGUUGGGAAACUUCACGCCUUCUUGUUUUGGGGCCCUGAAAGCUUGUAGAGCAAGCAUGUCAAACUCGCGGCCCACAAAGAAUAUUUUUGCGGCCCAGCCAAUAUAACGUGGUCCUGUGGCAACUGGUUAUGUGAGACAAGUGUAUGGACACUACAAGGUGUGUGCAUAGGCUGCCACCAUUCUUGGACUUUGCUCAAUCCACAUCUGCAACCUGGACCCCAGCUGCGCCUGGAUGGCUCCACCCAGCCCCGCUGUCCCCCAGCCCCACAUGUCCAGUGCUGCACUAGCCUCUCCUCGUGCUUAUUUAUCUGAAGGAGCCGAACCAUCCAUCUGGCACCCGGAGCACACUGACCAAGCUCCCACCUUCCUCCUGGAGUGUGACAGUUCGGUGCUGGGUGCGCUGCAGAAGCACCUGGUGCUGCACAAGAUUCGGCGGAGAGUCACGGUGGAGCCAUGCACUGAGUUGCACGUUUGGGCCGUUCUGCCAGCCACUCCUCAGGAGGUGGGUGGGGCUGCACCAGUGCCCAAGCACCAGGGCUCUGCCAUCCUCGCCCGUGACCCCCGCACUACCCGCAUGGGCUGGCGGCUUCUCACCCAGGACAAGAGCCCUGCCCUGGUGGCCAGGGGCAGGCUCAGGGACGUCUGCGAUUAUCACCGGCACCGGUACCAGCAAGGUGUUCCUGAGGGGGUCCACGACCUGCCCCCAGGAGUGGCCCUACCCCUGGAGUCCAACCUGGUCUUCAUGAACGGUGUCAGCUUCACCAAAGGCUGCUAUGUUGGCCAGGAGCUGACAGCCCGCACCCACCACACGGGUGUCAUCCGAAAGCGCCUCUUCCCAGUGCAGCUCUUGGGCCCCCUCCCUGAGGGUGGCAUCACCCCUGGCACCACGGUGCUCACUGAAUCUGGACAGGCUGUCGGCAAGUACAGGGCAGGCCAGGGGGAUGUGGGGCUGGCCCUGCUGCACUCAGAGAAAAUCAAGGGCCCGCUCCACAUCAGAACCACAGAGAGCGACCGGGUGGCCCUGACUGCAUCUGUGCCAGACUGGUGGCCCACAGCCACCAAGUAGCCCAGGCGUCCCCGCACUCCCACAGGGUGCCUCUGUCCCCCUCUGCACACUUGCAGGCUGGCCCUGUGAAGACAUGCCUCCUUGGAAGGUCCCGAGUGUUCGUGGGAUUCCUGCGGCUGCAGGUGUGCCAGGCCUUUCCAGCCACCAUGCUUCCAGCUGACACCUGCCUCUGGGUGGCUCUGUGCUGGAGGAGCCAGAAGCAAGCCUUGCGCCUGCCACAGCUGAGCUGAGCCCCAUCUGCCAGCACACCCAGACGAGGUUCCAAACCAUGUUGCUCUGGAGGCCAUUUGUCCAUCAGCCAAGGACAGGAGUGAGAAGCUGUGCUUGCGGGGCCUUCCCCCGCCGCCUGCACCACUCAGCCUGCUUCAGGGCAGGCCUGGCACCGAGGCGGUGCAGCCAAAGGAUGGCAAGGGGCAGGUGGCUCUGGGAAUUGUCUUUCAUGCGGGCUUGGGUCAGGAAUCAUGUGGCGGCUGUGGUGGUCGUGUCGGCGGAUGGAGGCACCAGCUGCCCACAGGCACCACAAAAAGUUCUCCCAUCACACCUCUGCGCUCAGGGUGCUGGCCAUAGGAGCCCUGGUGCCAUUUCACAGGGGGCACUCCAGCUCCACAGCAUCGGCCCCUUGGUGGCCUGGGCAGCCACUCCUCCUUCCCGAGCCUGUGUGCAGAGAGGGGCUUCUGCUUGGUUUACCACCGCUGUUUUCUGAUGUGACCAGGCCCCCUUUAAACCGCUGGUGUCCAUCCUCCCACUGCAGUGUGAUUGACAUUAUGGGUGACCCACUGGUGCCUCAGAGUGAAUAUUAAAGUUUGACUUACAAGCGGCU